AUGGAAGCUAUUUCUGCUGGCCUUUGCUCAGACAGCAGAGCCAAAGACGAGGCCAUGCAGGGGAAGAAAGAGGACCACCGGAACGAUGAGAUGCUCUGGGUACUCAGCUUGCUCACAGCAUCCCUGCCAUUGAUGGCGGACUCGCUGCCGAAGGACGAUCAUGGGUUGUGCGUGCUACCCCAUCAGCACAGUAUGGAACUUCAGGAUGCCGACGAGUUGCACAUCCCCAUGCGCUUGUGGAACGGCCGCCGAGUGUACGAUACGCAGAAGAUCUGUGAUCGAUGCAUGGAGGCCAUCUUGGAAAAGGAGUUCUACCACUGCUCCAGAGACUGCGACGUAGACUUUUGCACGAGUUGCCACACGGAGCUUCAGGCAGUUCUGGACAAGCACUUUACCCUGCGAAGUUCGAAGAUGCCCAUGACACAUUUGGUUGAGCGCAUGCUCUGGACGAUGCAUGCAGCUGAUGAGCUUGCCUGGCAGAUCUUGCGUCGGGGGCAUCAUGAACGGAUGCUGCUUGCGCGACUGCUUGCGGAGGAGUGGCCCUUAGACAUCUUUGCGAGCCUCGUUGCAACCAUUGUGGAUGUUUGCAAUGCGAAGGUUUUGUACAACGCAUCGAAUGGAGCCAUUACAUCCUCUGUCUGCCGGUCUUACACACUUGGGCAAGAACCCUAUCAGCAGCAAUCUCAGCCUCUUUAUGAGGAUGACUCUUUCUGGAACACGAUUGGCCUUCUCCAGUUCCUCUAUGCCAGCAACCUUCUUCGCAAAGAGGACCUGGAUACUGAAGGCAACCAUCGACCGGCAGUCAGUGCAUUGAGCUUCGUGCCGGAGGCUAUAAACCAGUGUCGUCCUGAAGUGGAGUGGAGCAGACGCGAAGCGAAUGCAACACAUGCUCUUCCAGAUAUCCUUCGGUCAGAGGACUUCACGACAGCAUCGCCAGAAUUUCGGUGUCUGGCUGCUCAUACCAACAUUCUGCCGAUCAAUUUUCGGAGGAGCUGUGUUGUCCUUGACAUUCGGCAUUCCUGGCCACGGUUGCCUGCAAGACAUGUGACUUUACGGCGUGACCCCGAGCUUCUAGUCGCCGAUCUCGAGGCGUUUUUCUGCGAAAGCCCCAUAAAGAAAGCUUCUGAAGAAGACAUGCAAGAUUCUUCCACCGAAGUGACGACAGUCCCCGCAACUGGCACGAAUUCUGAGAUGCAAAUGGACACAGAGGAAGAGGCCGAGGAACCACUCGAGGAGACACUGCGGACUGCCAACUCAACAGCUUUGCGGCAGCCUUUCUAUGUCGCAUUCCAAGGUGAAGAUGGGCAAGGGCUUGGAGUUCGGAAAGAGUUCUUUCACGUUGCUACGCGUGCAUUUCUUGCCCUACUCUUCGAAGAAGUCUCCAGCCGCCAGUAUUGGUUUGGGAGAGUCGACCGGCCUGGUGCCUUCUUUGCAUUUGGAGCCCUGCUGGGCCACGCCAUAGUGCAUGACGUGCUAAUCCCCAGUGCCUUUCCUUGGACUUUGUUUGACUUGCUCCUGCGGGACCUGCAGUCCCCGCCUGCAGAUGGCCGGCUCAGCCUCUCCCACCUGGCUGCAGUUGCUCCAGAAGAAGCACACAGCCUGCGGCAAGUUCUGGACUACCAGGGCGACGACAUCCUGCAGCACUUCGGGGAGCUGGGCCAGGAUCCUUUUGAGUCCGCCUAA
Molecule: messenger RNA, 1683 nt
Organism: Symbiodinium natans
Lineage: Eukaryota; Dinophyceae; Suessiales; Symbiodiniaceae
Source: the annotation of a GenBank genome assembly